AUGACAGAAACAUUAAAUAAUAAUUCAAUCCAGUCUCAUUCAGAUGAGACAAUUCAAGAUUUUAGAGAUAUGGGACUUAAAGAAGAUGUCUUAAGAGGAAUCUUUUCUGCUGGCUUCGAAACUCCUAGCAUUGUUCAGCAAAGAACGAUUAAAAUAAUUGCCAGAGGUAGUGAUAUGAUCAUUCAGUCUAAGUCAGGAAGUGGAAAAACUACAGCACUUAUAAUUGGAAUGCUGCAAUUAAUCAAUCCAAACAUUAAUCAGCUACAGGCAAUAAUUUUGGAGCCUUGCAGAGAGAUUGCAAAAGAAACGUAUAGUCAAAUAACUAAACUUGGGGAAUAUGUAAAUGUCAAAGCACACUCUGUAUUUGGAGGCAUUUAUUAUCGUGAAGAUAUAAUCGUGCUUAAAAAUUGCAUUCACAUAUUAGUUUGUACCCCUGGAAGAAUGCUUGAUUGCCUUAUAAAGGGCGUGAUUUCUGCAAGUGAAGUUAAAAUAUUUAUUUUAGAUCAAAUUGAUGAGGUAUUCGCAAGGGGAUUUAAAAAUCAGAUAUGUGAAAUCUUUCGAUUUCUUGAAAGUGCCCAAGUCUGCUUCUCUUCUUCAACAACAAUAUAUAUGAAAAAUCCAGUUAUAAUCACACUAAAAAUUAAUGAAUUGACCCUGGAAGGAAUUAAACAAUAUUACAUACGAUCAGAAAAAGAAGCGAAAUUUUCUAUUCUUGAAGAUCUUUUAGAUGCAAUGCAAAUAUGCCAGGCUGUUAUUUUUUGUAAUAACAAAAUAUCAUUAGAGACAUUAGUCCAAGCAUUUCAGGAUUCGCAUUACAGUGUAUCAUUUCUUCAUAGCUACACAGACGAUCGUCAAAAGGAAGUUGCUAUGAGAAAUUUCAGAACUGGGUCAACUAGAAUACUUAUUGCAACUGAUUUUCCAUUCAUUUUUGAAAAUUAUAUUACUAGAGUGGGAAGAUCAGGAGCAUAUGGCUAUAGAGGGCUUUCAAUUUGUUUUAUAACUCAAAGCGAAUUUCAGUUUUUAAAAGAAUUGGAGAGUCAUUUUUCAACUAUUAUUGAAGAAUUGCCAAAUGAUGUUUCUAGUUUACUAUAA
Molecule: messenger RNA, 1092 nt
Organism: Blepharisma stoltei
Lineage: Eukaryota; Ciliophora; Heterotrichea; Heterotrichida; Blepharismidae
Source: the annotation of a GenBank genome assembly